GCCUGGUUUCGGUUUCCAGACUGGCUGGCUGCAGAGCUGAGAAGCAGAGCGUUCGUUGCCUGGAGACACCUUCUUUCAGUCUGUCUAUCCCUCGCUCAUCUUCCCCAGCGUUUAUUUGGAGAAAGGCUGAAAACUUCUCCCCGAGCAAAAGCACCGAGAAUUCACUCCAAGGGACGGGGUGAUCGCGCAGAGAUGGAUCUAACCCCUGACCUGUACCAGACCCCUGGGGACAGUCUGGAGCACUUUGUGCAGCACAGCCUUCAGCCCCAGAGGGACUGGAAAGAGAAAGGGAAGGACGCCUGGGGGAGAGUUGAGAGGUUCUUUCGGGACCAAUGUUUCCGGGAUGAGCUGCUUCUGGACCAAGAAGUCAAGGUGCUUAAAGUGGUGAAGGGGGGCUCCUCAGGAAAGGGGACAACGUUGAACCACAGAUCUGACCAGGACAUGACUCUGUUCCUGAGCUGCUUCUCCAGUUUCAGACAUCAGGCGACAUACAGAGAAUUCAUCAUCAAGUUCAUUGAAGCAAAGCUGCUUCACUGCAGGAAAAGCCUGGCCUACAAUAUCACUGUGGUUCACCACAGAGCAGGGAACAGGACCCCUCGCUCCCUGACCUUAGAGAUCCAGCCCAGGAAGAAUGACGACGUUAUUUGGAUGGAUGUCCUGCCGGCUUACGAUGCUUUGGGAUCCUUUUCCCGAGACUCGAAACCAGACCCAGAAAUCUACGAAGAUCUGAUACUGACUAAGGGCAACCCCGGGGAGUUCUCGCCGAGCUUCACAGAGUUGCAGAGACAUUUUGUAAAAAGCCGCCCAGUUAAACUGAAGAACCUCCUCCGACUGGUGAAGUUCUGGUACAAGCAGUACCUGAGAAGCAAGUAUAGAAGAGCAGCAUUGCCCCCAAAAUAUUCUCUGGAGCUACUGACCAUCUAUGCCUGGGAAAUGGGUACAGAGAGCAACAACAACUUCAGUUUGGACAAAGGGUUUGUAGCCUUGAUGGAACUCCUCAGAGACUACCAAGACAUCUGCGUAUUCUGGACCAAGUACUACAAUUUCCAAAAUGAAGUCGUCAGAAACUUCCUCAAACAACAGCUGAAGGGAAGCCGGCCCAUCAUCCUAGACCCAGCUGACCCCACCAACAACUUAGGGAGUAGAGACGGAUGGGACCUGGUGGCCAGAGAAGCUUCCUACUGCCUGCAGCAGAGCUGUUGCUGGACUGGAGACCCCAGAGGGGGCUGGAAUGUACCGGCAGCAAGGGACGUCCAUGUGACCGUGAAACAAACAGGGAGAGAACCCUGGAGGCUCUGGGUAGACCCCUAUAGUCCCAUCAGGGAGAUGAAGGCACAGAUCAAAAGUACAAAUGGCACCUUCGGGGAGCUACGCAUCUCCUUCCAGGAUCCACAGGGGGACAGGCAGCUGCUCAGCAGCCACAAGACGCUAUCGGAUUAUGGGAUAUUCUCUAAGGUGACUGUCCAGGUGCUGGAGACCUUUUUUCCUGAGAUCCAAGUCUUUGUGAAGGACUCCAGUGGCCAGAGCAAGCCUUACGCCAUCCACCCUGACGCUACCAUCUACAAACUGAAGGAGAAGAUUGAAGAUGCUGGAGGACCUUACAGGGAGAAUCAGAUGCUGAUGUCGGGGAAUAAGAAGCUGAAAAACAGUUGCAGCCUUGCAAAGCUACAGAUAAAAGACUGUGACACCAUCCAGGUCAUCAGGUUGACCUAGUUGUAGUCUGCCUAGUGCAUGGUGUCAACACUUAACGCCUUCCUGCCUCAUCCCUUUACCCAGACACUGCGUUCACUUUCACUCUGUAGCCUAAAUAUCAACAUCUCCUUCUCUUGCUUAAAACCCUGUGUUUCCCCACACAUACAUACAGAAUGAAGUCCGAGCUUUUUUGCUUAAUAGCCAGUCUAAUCAAGCCGAGCCCUACUUCCUUCUGCAUCCCCACCCAAAACUCGCACCGAAUGCCGAGUCACACGCCCCCAUCACUUUGAGUCAGCUAUCCUUACCCCUUGACCCGUGCUUUCACGCUUCCAGACUCGGACUUGUAAGGUACUGGAUCUCAAAGUGCAGACCUCAGACUGACAAACUCACCGUUACUCCAGGGACCUCUCAAAAAAGAAAACUAACUGGAAUCACAUAGCCCAGCGAGGCGACAGUCAGUGCCAGGACAAGCCCUCCAAGUUGUUCUGAUGCAUGCUCAAGUUUGCAAGCAACUGCUGUAUAGCCCUUGCAGCUGGCCAGGUCAUCUCCAUGCAGCUGGCCAGGUCAUCUCCAUGCAGCUGGCCAGGUCAUCUCCAUGCAGCUGGCCAGGUCAUCUCCAUGCAGCUGGCCAGGUCAUCUCCAUGCAGCUGGCCAGGUCAUUGUGUGCUUGGACUCUCUCUCUUUGUCCAUAGUAGCCUUGGGAGAGGAGGUGGGGUGUUAAUCAUGUUUUGUUAGCUCUAUCUAGAACAAUGAGACUUGAUUUUUCUUGAAUGCCUUAUACCUUGACCCUUGUGGUCUGGAAUGGUACCAAUCCAGUGUAAAUGUUUGACAUGUGCCUGCUGAAUAAAUAAAUGAACUAAAGAACGGC
This is a messenger RNA of Phodopus roborovskii (desert hamster), 2560 nucleotides long. RefSeq names its product 2'-5'-oligoadenylate synthase-like protein 2. Gene Ontology annotation, biological process: defense response to virus; regulation of ribonuclease activity; negative regulation of viral genome replication. Gene Ontology annotation, molecular function: 2'-5'-oligoadenylate synthetase activity; protein binding; double-stranded RNA binding. Lineage: Eukaryota; Metazoa; Chordata; Mammalia; Rodentia; Cricetidae. The transcript is spliced from 6 exons. The coding region runs from base 193 to 1713 and encodes 506 amino acids. The record is from RefSeq and is a predicted model, not a curated record. Gene Ontology annotation, cellular component: membrane; cytosol; nucleoplasm.